Messenger RNA from Symbiodinium sp. CCMP2456, 693 nucleotides. Lineage: Eukaryota; Dinophyceae; Suessiales; Symbiodiniaceae. The record is from the annotation of a GenBank genome assembly.
AUGGAAUCGUGCCCAGAAUGCGGCAGCACGGAGAAUAUCGUGCUUACGAGAUCAGUUCUCCAGUGCCGGUCGUGUGGCAUCUCUAGAUGCAGGCUGUGCAAGAACAUGUGGAACGUCGACCACAGAUGCGCCACUUCCGUGGCAUUGGCCCGAUCUUGGGAAGACUUCAAAGAUGUGGCGACCUAUGAGAUGCAGUUGAGGCCUUUAGGUUUCAAGCGCUGUCCGGCCUGCCAACUUGCAUGUGAGAAGCAAGACCCCUUGUCUUGCGACCACAUCACCUGUGUUUGUGGGCAUGAGUUCUGCUGGAUGUGUGGCGAAGAUCGUCGGGUAAUCAAGGCUCACGACAACAGCUACCAUCACAAGCGCUGCCCGUUCUAUGAGCCUUGCGAUGAGAUACCACGGCUGGAGAAGAAUUGCCCAGUUUGCCAAGCAACUGGAGUGCCGUGCUUGCGUCCUCCCCAAGCACAUGCAGCACGCAGGGCAGCGAUCAGACAACAAGCUCUUGGUCUGGAGGUGCGGCGCUUAAGAGAGGGCAUGGAGCAGAGUGAUGGAGCCAUCAUCACGGAGAAGACAGAGGCAGUGCAGAGACCCGAGCACCCCUUCAACUUGGAGGCACUCUCGCAGCUGCUUUGCGGUGGUCCGCUGGCGUCUUGCUGUAGGGUGUUGAAUUCUGAUCCACCAGCCCGCCGCUGA